CAGGUUGUUGACCUGCUGAAAUGAAUACAGUGUAGUGGAUACACCUGUUGGAAUUUGGCACUGUACAACUUCAGAUAAUUAUAACCUGCAGCCCAUUCCUUCUGGGUUCCUUCUAGCCAGACGUGAUCAUUGACGAUUCCCUCUCCACCGCAAAAUGACGCACCCAGGGACUCUCCAGCAAAGCGGAUUGAGGAGCCGAAACAUGUCCCGUCAGCGGAUUUGAACUGCACGGGACUCAGAUCUCCACAGGGAUUUUUUUUUAAUGAUAUUAUUUACAUGUUUAUUAUUAUAAUUGACCCUUAAGAAACUCCGAAACGUGUAAUCCUUCACCAUGGGAAUCUCAGAACUACUUGACAAACUUCGAGAUCGCGCAGAUACAUUUCUAAAUGAGAAAAACAUAGUGACAGAUUUCCUAGGGAAACUGGAGGAGAAAACGGGGAUCAAGAAAAAAUGUUUUGCCGUAGGUGCAGUGUCUCUGACAGGACUGUAUUUGGUAUACGGCUAUGGCGCCUCCCUCCUCUGUAACAUGAUUGGUUUUGUGUAUCCUGCAUAUUACUCAAUCAAAGCCCUCGAGGGUAAAAACAAAGAUGAUGACACAAAAUGGCUGACCUAUUGGGUGGUCUACGGAAUCUUCAGUGUGGGGGAAUUCUUCUCCGACAUCUUCCUUUAUUGGUUUCCUUUCUACUAUGCUUUCAAGUGCUUGUUCUUGUUGUGGUGCAUGGCCCCCGUUACAUGGAACGGCUCUCAGAUCCUGUACAACCGGGUGGUGCGACCCUUCUUCCUCAAGCACGAGGCCACUGUGGACAGCAUGGUCAAUGACCUCAGCGGGAAAGCCAUGAACGCAGCCGAGUCCGUCACCAGAGAAGUCCUUCAAACACUGGUGAAAAACAAGACUAUACAACAAGCAUCAGAGACCAAAGGCUUACCCAGCACAUCAGAUUCACCUAUGAUUCAUGAGUUGACCUACACUGAACCCAAAGUAGACUAAUGAUUCACAGGUAGAGGCAUCGUCCCAGUGAUGGUACUGAAAACAGCAAACCAAACCAUGCCAGAUUCACCGGAAGGACUUUGGUUUCCAUGUUGACUUGCAAACUGCUGAACCACUUAUACUUGAUGUCCUAUGGUGGGAAAACGAUUAAACAAAUCUGACAGAGAUGGGAUACCAUUACACAGACAGAUAACGGGACAGGAAAAAAACAUAGCCAAGUUAAAAUACUGCCGCUUCAUAUCGACCAAAACCAUUGCAGCUGAAAAUCACUUCACAGCCGCGUGGCCGUGUGUCUGGUCAGUUGAAUGCUAUGCAAUGUCUGAUAUUUUGACCUUCUCAUCACCUGAUUAGAGUAACUGAAAUUGUCUGAUAUGUCUUUGCUUUACAAUCAAUGUCCUUGUCUUCCGAUAAGGGAGUGUGUGGGCUCAAUGCUUCAACAAUAGCCCACAGUGUUCUAGUCUUAGACUUCUUUGUUUUUGUUUUCACAUACUUCAUUGUGCUGAAUGAAAUAUUUAUUCAUCGUUGUCUUUUGUUUCUUUUUUUUAUUUGAACAUGUUUUUUUCUCUUUUUGUCUUGUAAAAUUGUAUUAUAGUCAGAUCUAGGCUGUAUUAAAAUGAAAUUGCCGCAUACCUCUACUGUAAGUUAGAUUUUAAUGCAGUGGGUCUUGGAAUCCUAGUGAGAUCAUCUCCCAAUGGUAAAUACUGCUACUACGUAUUUAACCAAUCAUUUAAAUGGAAUGAGAAACGGAGUAAGUGCUACUUAUUGUAAUUGUGAGUUAGAAAUGCAAUAAGAUAUUUCAAUAACAUUCCAUUAUUAUUAUUAUUAUAAAUGUUCAUAUGUUGUACUCUCAAAAGCACAUAAAGUUGUACCAAUUGUGUAUUAAUAAAAGUGUUCUCUUAUUCA
Salmo salar (Atlantic salmon) is the source of this 1891-nucleotide messenger RNA. RefSeq names its product receptor expression-enhancing protein 6. The record is from RefSeq and is a predicted model, not a curated record. Lineage: Eukaryota; Metazoa; Chordata; Actinopteri; Salmoniformes; Salmonidae.